AUGGAGCCCGUAGCACCCCAGGGAACCUCCGGCCCGGAUCUCAUGGGACAGCCCGUGUCACACCAGGGCAUCUCCGGAGCCACGGAUGGUCUCUGCGGUGGAGGCUCACUUCCUCUGCGUGCCCUGGGGGGGUCUCUCUCUCUCUCUGCACGCCUGGCACGCCUGCAGAAGCUGGUGUGCCUGUUUACCAUCUUACCAGGGGUCUCCGGAGUCAUCCCCAGUGCCUUGUCUGCUGCCAGUGCCACUGUCUGGAGAGCGCAGGCUUUUGAGAUCAAGGAUAUGGAGGUUGACAGAAGUAAUCGUGGGUUGGAGAGAGUCGGGAGCGGGUCCGGAGGUGGAGAGGAGAUGGUGCUGGCAUGGAGGCUCCAGGCCCCUCUGCUGAGUGCCGUGCUCUCUUUGUGUUCUCUCUGGAACUCUGCUGUUAACCCAUUAUGUGAGAUCCGCAGUCCUCCGCUGGGCGCCGACCCCGCCGCAGUCCGCCCGCUCUAA
This is a messenger RNA of Knipowitschia caucasica, 489 nucleotides long. NCBI's taxonomy places the organism in Eukaryota, Metazoa, Chordata, Actinopteri, Gobiiformes, Gobiidae. The record is from the annotation of a GenBank genome assembly.